AUGACGCGGUGGCGAAGGAAGGAAGAGGAGAGGAAUCGAGAGCGAGAGGAGAACGCCUCGCUACAGCGAAGGCGAGGGGGCCGGAGGACGAGGGGGUGGCGAAGGAGGGAAGAGGAGAGGAAUCGAGAGCGAGAGGAGAGCAUUUCUCGACGGCGAGAGCGAGAAGGCAGGAAGAUGAGGCAGCUGCGACGGCAGCGGGGGAAGGGUGAUCGGGAGCUAGAGGAGAGAAGAGAGGAGGAUGAGAAGGAACAGGAGGAGAACGUGAGGCGUUUAGCUACCAAAAAGGUCCUAGGAGAGACACGGAAAAUAACUUGGUCCUCUGCACCAUACCAAACAAUACCCUUGCAGCAGCAGCAGCAGCGGCAGCAGCAGCAGCAGCCCUGGCCGCCGGGGCCCACGGUCUACGCGGCUUCCAACGUCCGAGAUAUCGUCUCGGCAUUCCGCCUCUUCCUCACACCGGAAAUAGACAAAAUCAUCCUGGAGGAGACUAAUCGCGAGGGUUUUAGGAAAUACGGAAAAAACAGCUGGAAGCGGAUGGAUGAGAUCGACCUGCAUGCCUACAUGGGGCUGCUCAUCCUCGCCGGCGUGUACAGGUCCCGAGGUGAGGCCACCGCCAGCCUGUGGGACGCGGAGAGCGGACGUGCCAUUUUCCGUGCCACGAUGUCGCUCAAAGUCUUUCACGUUUACUUGAAGCUGGUGCGGUUCGACGACCGCGAAACGAGAGCGGAGAGACGCGCCUCGGACAAACUGGCGGCCGUGAGAAAGGUCUGGGACGCGUGGGUCGAGCGGCUACCAACCCUCUACAACCCUGGGCCUCACGUCACGGUAGAUGAGCAACUGGUUCCGUUCAGAGGACGUUGCUCCUUUCGACAGUAUAUGCCGAACAAGCCUGCCAGGUAUGGGAUCAAGUCGUGGGUGGCCUGCGAUGCCAGAUCCAGCUACGCUUGGAAAAUGCAAGUUUACACGGGGAGGAAGCCCAGAGGUGGCUCAGAGAAAAAUCAGGCGACGCGCGUGGUGCUCGACGUAACGGAGGGCCUGACGGGUCGCAGCAUCACCUGCGACAAUUUCUUCACUUCCUACGAACUUGCGCAGCGGCUCCUCCUCGAAAACAACAACACUUUGCUCGGAACGGUCAGAAAGAACAAACCCGAGCUACCGGACGCCCUGCUCGCGCUCCGAGGGAGACGGGUUCUCUCCUCCAAGUUCGCCUUCACACGCGACACCGCGCUGGUCUCCUACCUGGCCAAGAAAAACAAGAACGUGCUGCUGCUCAGCACGUUGCACGCUCGGACCGCCGACGUCGUAGGCCGACGGCAGCGUGCGGACAAUAAGCCCGCCGUCAUCCUGGACUACAACUCCAACAAAGGUGGCGUGGACAACCUGGACAAAGUCGUCACCACCUACAGCUGCAGGAGGAUGACGGCUCGCUGGCCCCUUGCCGUCUUCCACAACAUUCUCGACGUGUCCUCCUACAAUGCCUUCGUGAUAUGGAGGGAGCUCAACCCCGACUGGCUGCCCGGCAAGCGCAACAAGAGGAGGGUGUUUCUUGAGCAGCUAGGCAAGGCGGUUGUCGCCCUGCUCAUCGAAUGGAGGACUCAUCUGCCGAGAGCCGAAGCGGCCCCUGUCAACCCACCCAUCCCUGCGAGUAAGAGGAAGAGGUUUCAGGUCUGUCCCUCCAAGAAGGACUGCAAAACGUACAACGUCUGCCGUGACUGCGAGAAAUACAUAUGCAGACGCUGUGCGCUCCUGUACUGCCCCGUGUGUGCCAACUCCCCCUCCUCAUCUUUGGAGCAUGG
Molecule: messenger RNA, 1796 nt
Organism: Larimichthys crocea (large yellow croaker)
Lineage: Eukaryota; Metazoa; Chordata; Actinopteri; Sciaenidae
Product: piggyBac transposable element-derived protein 4
Exons: 4
Source: RefSeq, a predicted model, not a curated record